UAUUCUUUAUCUCACUUGCCCCCAAACUGUGCUUAAAAGCUUGAGCUGGUUGAAGAAGUUAGGGUUUAGGGUUCAAUGAAUUCAGAAGAAUUAGAGAAAGAAAUCGAAGAAAUGAAACUGAAUGAGAAAGAGAAGGAGCGUGAUUCACAUACACAGAGCCAAUUGCAAUUCACUUCCUUCACUGAACUCGUCAACGAUGCUAGCCUCCAUUUUCAGAUCACUCGCUUUCCCAAACAGAUAUUUGUGUGGAUUGGUUAUAACUCUGCGAAAUUGGGAUUGGUUUAUGCUGCGGCUUCGACUCGGCCGAACAAUGUGGUUUCUGUGACUUCUAUACUUGGAGGGAAUUCUGAUAAUACGGGUUCUGGGAUUGCUCGUCGAUUAGUGUUGAAAACUGGUCUCAAUAUAAUUAUGGCUUGCAAUAUUCCGAAAAAUAGUCCCAUGGUUGAGAUAGAAGCUGAAAAAAUAUUGAUACGGAAACUAAUUAGUCUGGGAUAUACCAAGUCAAGAGUGGAAGGAACUUGUUUGUAGCACGGGCUGAAGAGACUUUUCAUGCAUGCCAAACAUGCAUUAUCAUUUAUCCCAAAUGUGGCUACCUAAUUUAUAAGCCAUACUAACUAUUGAAGACUUUUAUCUUUGUUAUUGCACACAACAGUUACAAACAGUCCUCUAGCACGGUGAUGCAAAUGAGAUCACUGCAGAUGUUCCAAAUGUUCAAGGUUCAUAGGAAAAUAGAAAUUUUCUUGUAUGCAUGAUUUUUAUAAGUUCUUGCUUGCUUUUUGGAUUCUUUUGCUGGUAAUGACAAUGGUCCUGCUUCCCUUGAAGGCUAGACCAGAAAAUUAUGCUUUUUUUUUUUUUUUUUAUGUCUAUAAAGUCUUCUUUAAAGGAACAUAUGAUAACUAUUAUACAUUAUGAUAUUGUUGGCGGUUCUACCAUGCCAGAAAAGUGAGUUUAAUUUGUUAAGGUGAAAAAUGUUUAAGCAAUCAAGCUUUUUCCAAAGAUAAAUUUCACUUUUUUUUAACUCUUUGAGUAUAUUUUUCUUCACAAUAUUUUCCACGAGAAAUUCUAAAGUGAACUAAACAAAUAAACAAAAGACACAUUAUUACAGGAAUCAUUGUGCCGCACAAUUUAUAUUGACGGUGUCAAAUGUACUGUUUCAAUUUACUCAUUCAAAAUCAAACUGA
Molecule: messenger RNA, 1181 nt
Organism: Vicia villosa (hairy vetch)
Lineage: Eukaryota; Viridiplantae; Streptophyta; Magnoliopsida; Fabales; Fabaceae
Exons: 5
Coding region: 76-528 (150 amino acids)
Biological process (GO): proteasome assembly
Source: RefSeq, a predicted model, not a curated record